CUCUCUCUCUCUCUCUCCAUCUGAACCAACAUGAUAUAGAUAGAUAUUUUAAAAGUAUUUGUGAUGUUGCACCAUAUCACUGUGGUUUAGUCUAAUCUAAUUUCUUAUUCAUUCUAAUCAUGCAUAAAGAUAAUCAACGAUGUUCCAAUGAAUUGUUCUUCAAGUUGGUAAGCGUCUUGCUCACAUUAUUGAAUCUCACACUCUUUUUUAUUUACUAAGUAUAUAAUCAUGCAUAGAGAUAAUAAACGAUGUUCCAAUGGGUUGAUGUUCUAGCAUUAUAAGCGUCUCACUCAGGAUAGCUUAUCAACACUAUCUAUGUGUGGGAGUCUUGAAAGAGUGCAUAGUGGUAUAUUGCUUUCGUGCCUACAUCCAACACUCAAUUUCAAUCAAUUUCUUUUGGAGCUAAUGUAGUACAUGAUUUAACCCCCUCAUUAUGGUUAAGAGAUAGCAAAAGUGGUAUGUAUUCUUUCUUUCUUUUUUUUUUUGUAACAUGGUAUGUAUUCUUAUUUAUUCAUAUUUUUGACCAAUUAUUAUGGUCAAGAAGUUCUACCGAUAUUAUAUGUAAUAUGUUUAUUUACUUAAGGAAAAGCAUUGUACUGAUUAUCUAGCCAUCACGGAAUGCCUAACAUGUGUGGAAAAAGAAGAAGUGAACUUGCAUGUUUUAUCAAAACAUAUGUCAUAGAAAUUCAUAACUAUUCUUCUAAACUUAAAAAUAAAUUCUACCACAAUAUCCAAUUGGUUUCCACAUGAGUCAAUAUUGUUUCAUAAUCUUUAAAUAUCUCCGACAAGGGGAUAACACUAAGAAACAAAAAAAAAAAGACUUUUCAAUUUGUAGUGCUUUUUUUUAAACUAUACAUAGUUCAUAAAUCAUCAUCAUUUUUGGACAUAAAUUAUCAAUUUGGCCAUGUUCUUUCACAUGAGAUACACGCCAGCUAAGUUGCAUAUGCUUUUUAUGUUAAGAACUUUGAUUUUAGAAAUAAUAGUUGUUUUCAUUGUGAGUGAUAGUAAUUUAAUGGGUAUAGUGGUCAAAAUGUGGGCAAGCUUCUUCCUAGUUUCUUGAGGUAUACGUGGAAUUGGAAACACUCCUACAGGAGGACAGCCAAGAUACAUCAUGUGGUUAAUUGUCAGUAAGUUUCCUUAUAUGUCACACUAUCUUAAAUCACUUCGAAAUCCAACUAGAGCAAGCCUAUAAAAUAACUAAUUCUUAAAGAUAGAUAUGAAAUUUGGAAACUCUUACUGAUUAUUUUAGUUAGAGAUCAAAUUUUAAACAUAUAGUUUUAAAAUUUUCUAACAAAAAAAAACUAUAAUCAAUGAUCAUUCAAGCAAGUUGAAGGGGAAACGAGAAUCUAAAAAAUAGCUUAUACGUCGAGGUUUUUAGCUUUGCAUUUUUCUCAUUUUUGGCUUCCGAGCUUUGCCUAUAUCUUUGUCAAGAAGCCCUAUUUUUCUCAGAUUUAUCUGUUCUCUCUAACAUUUGCAGAAAUCGACUAUGACGAGCUCAUCAUCAGUCGUUGCCAGGUUAGCUACUUAGUCUUCAUCGACUUUGUCUUUUUCUGUAUUAUCUCUUUGGACUGAUGAUACACCACAAUCCACAACACAAGGGAAAGAUCAAAAUAACCAUCUCACCUGAACCAGACAAAGACGGUUUAACUCCGAUAGCAGAAUCUUUAGCCGUUGUGAAGAAUAUUCAAACAUUAUGAAUGGUACCUGCUGAGGUUACAUAUAAAGCAAGUAAUCUAUUGAUUCUUAGAAUGUUUAAAAGACUUGCUUUCUUGAAUUUUUGAGAGUCUAACUCUAUCUUUAAACAAGGUUAAAAAAAACAAAAAAAAAAAUCUCUGUGUUUUAUAAAUUCCCAAAACAAGUAUUAAAGCCCAUAAUAACACGAAUGUAAAGGGAGUGCUAGUAGGCAGUAGCCACCUUUUUGAUUACCAAAAAGAAAAAAAGAAAAGCCCAUAAUAACUGUAUCACAUACGUGAACCCUCCUAACUCUAACGUGACGGCACAGGAGACGUGAUCUACUUGUCAAGAUGCGCUGCAUCAAUGAAUCCUCUGACGAUGAAGAUCCAAUUUUGAACGAAGAGUACGCUUUUCGCGAGCACAAUGAAUUCGAUGAUCCAGUUCAUUCAACGGAUCUGCACAAAUUUGAAAACAGCGAAACAGGUUACUUUCGUGACCUGGCUGACAUUUAUGCUAGAUUUGGACUCCACUCCUACAAUUCCCGCAUGGGCACCAACUUCCAGUUGUCAAGAGUAGACAAAUAUAUUAACUAUGGAGUUUUCAGUUAUUCCUUAACCUUUGAGGCCACGAAUCCGGCAGACGGUUCUUGUGUCACUUUCCAGGCGCGUGUUCUUAGAGAUGACAAUGUAAAAGGAUCCUACUACAGAAUAAUGACCGAAGGUUGUAGGAUCACACCUGAAAUUCCAGGUACUAGAGAAAUAAUACAUCGAUGGGAGUUCGAUGCAGAAGUUUACAAAGACACUCUACCUGAGUGGUAUUCGGAUGAUGUAUUGUUGCUCUCCAAUGACCAGUUUUAUCAAGUGCAAGAUUCAGACGUUCUUGAAAACGAUUGGCUUAAUUUGUAUGCCGAAGUUGCAAUGUACACGCUGAAGGAAAACGACAUGUCCUUGUUCGAGUCUUGGCUGCCUCUGGAGAUCAAGAAGGUCGUUGUGCAGACUUUUGAAGAUGUGAAGUCAAAUGAAAAGCUCAAAGCCGGGAAUGCAAUCUUCUACUUCAGUUUCAAGAACUUGAAUGCUCCUCCCCAUGGUCUGUGCCAGGAUCACAGAGUCAUCAUAAGAAGAAGCACUGAUGGGCUUCCAGGACACGUUUGUCUUGACUUCAAGUCUUGCACCGGUCAUAAUAUUUUCAAGGCAAGUUCGGUCUGAGACAUAUAUGUUUGCUGAUCCUAAGUUAAUAAGACGACUCUACUCAGUAUCUAUAAGCUAUGUUUUCAUGACUGAAUAAUCAUCUCCUCUGUUUUUUUUCUUUUGUUUCAGUGUAAUCCAGUACUUAAUAACUUGUCCGUUAUGUCUUUUAAGUUUGUUAUUUGGUUUUCCUCAGUUUUUUUUUCUAUACAAAAAGCGUUGAAUAAUU
Brassica rapa (field mustard) is the source of this 3087-nucleotide messenger RNA. RefSeq names its product UPF0725 protein At4g29550. Lineage: Eukaryota; Viridiplantae; Streptophyta; Magnoliopsida; Brassicales; Brassicaceae. The record is from RefSeq and is a predicted model, not a curated record.